Messenger RNA from Cyphellophora attinorum, 1905 nucleotides. RefSeq lists its product as uncharacterized. Gene Ontology annotation, cellular component: cytoplasm; ubiquitin ligase complex. The transcript has a single exon. Gene Ontology annotation, molecular function: ubiquitin protein ligase activity; zinc ion binding; ubiquitin conjugating enzyme binding. Bases 1 to 1905 code for a protein of 634 amino acids. The record is from RefSeq and is a predicted model, not a curated record. NCBI's taxonomy places the organism in Eukaryota, Fungi, Ascomycota, Eurotiomycetes, Chaetothyriales, Cyphellophoraceae. Gene Ontology annotation, biological process: protein polyubiquitination; positive regulation of proteasomal ubiquitin-dependent protein catabolic process; ubiquitin-dependent protein catabolic process.
AUGGCUGAGGACGACGUCGAUGCCAGACCUCGCCGCAGCCAUGCCAAGUCGAAGCAUCGACGUCACAAGUCCCGUAAAGAAUAUGUGGUCGAGGAGAAAUCUACGACUGACACAAAAUUACCCACCUUGGACGAACUGCGGAAGUCUCGAGUCGAAUACUUCUCGGCCCCAGCGACCGAGCACCGGAGGACCAUGAAGUAUGUGUACGAUGCUCCAGUAGCGACUCCGAAGAAGGUGGUGGCAAAGCAUGAGUCAAGAGUCGAUGCGACCAAGUCACCUCGAAGGAAGCAGAAGCGCAGAAACAGUGAUGCGAAGAAGCAUGCUCGCGAACACGAAAGCGACACCGAUAGCGACAGCGACGCAGAUAAGGUGUAUGUCAUGCGAACGGAGACCAGAAAGACGGACGGCGCUGGUAGCGUUGCGAAGGGCAAGUCUGUAAAGAAUGCAGCUAGACGGCCUUCAAUCAAAGUCGCGCCGAAGCCUCGAUCAGUUGCUGAGCGACGAGCCCCACAGAGACGGCACACUGUUGCCGCAACGCUCGAGAACGAGGCUCCAUGUCCCCCGCAACAGAAGAGCCUGAGUUCGACUGAUCUACAAACAAAGGGCUCGAAAGUCGAUGCCCGACCAGCACUCAAAAGAAGUGCAACGACAGCUGUAGCGAGGACAGAAGUGAGUCUGGCCAAAUCCACUGCCACUACACGUGGGGACAAGAAGGCGCCGUCUGUGUUCUCGUCCUUCUUCCAGUCAAAGCCGCCGUCGCCAGAAAAGAAGGUCUCAUGCCUGACCUGCGGCGACGACGCUGUGUUGCUGUCUAAGUCGGCGAGGCUACCGUGUAAGCACCGCAUGUGCCACUCGUGUCUGAAGCGAGUCUUCAAGAUGUCAAUCACCGAUCCUGCUCACAUGCCACCAAGGUGCUGCACGGAUGAUCACAUCGAUCUGAAGCACGUGGACAAGCUUUUCAACCAAGACUUCAAGAAGAACUGGAAUCGAAAGUUUCUCGAAUAUAAGACCAAGAACCGAGUCUACUGCAUCGGUAGGAACUGUGGCGAAUGGAUCAAGCCGAGUCAUAUCACAGUCGAGCAUGGCCGAAAGGUAGGCAAGUGCAAAAAGUGCGGCACAAAGGUCUGUGCCAUCUGCAAUAACAAGGCUCACUUGUCCCGAGACUGCCCCAAAGAUCCUGCUACCAAGCAGUUCAUCGAUACUGCCAAGCAGAAAGGCUGGCAGAAAUGCUUCAAUUGCUCUGCCAUGGUCGAGCUGAAGGAAGGUUGUAACCACAUGACCUGCCGCUGUAAAGCUGAGUUUUGCAUGGUCUGUGGACUGAAGUGGAAGUCUUGUGACUGUCCGUGGUUCAACUACGAAGCCGCGGACGCCCAUUUGGGCAACCCACGAAGAUAUCAGGAGGAGCUCGAUCGGCGACGUGACCAAGAACAACGAGAUGAAGCACUCGCACAGCGGAUGGAGGUCCUUGGGAUAGACGCAGAACAGGCUGAAGGAGGCUUUUUCGGCUUGGGUAAUGGCGCUGGCCAUCACAUGAACGCAAAUUUUAUCCAGCAAGCACGUGAGGCGCUGACGGCGAACUACCAAAACGCAGAGCAAGCGGCAAGAGGGCUGAUCAACGGCUGGUAUAUGGGUCGAGAGAACCGCAUGCCGGACGUUCCAGAGCAUAUGAAUCUGGACGACCUACCUCGGAUCCUGCGUCAGCAGAGCCAAAGGCGAGCAGCUGCCCUACCUGAUGCUGCCGAAGCAGAUGGGGGCCCACCGAGACGGAGUCGGGCUGUGAACAGAAGGAGGACGGCGCAAGCUCAGGGAAUUGUCAAUGGCAUUGGGAAUAAUAGUCGACAUCAGGCAACACCAGAAGAGCAGGAGCAAAGGAUUAGAGAGUGGGCAACGGGCGUUCAUGGCUGA